This is a messenger RNA of Strongylocentrotus purpuratus (purple sea urchin), 2785 nucleotides long. RefSeq names its product inactive phospholipase C-like protein 2. Gene Ontology annotation, biological process: intracellular signal transduction; lipid metabolic process. Bases 40 to 2553 code for a protein of 837 amino acids. The transcript is spliced from 23 exons. NCBI's taxonomy places the organism in Eukaryota, Metazoa, Echinodermata, Echinoidea, Camarodonta, Strongylocentrotidae. The record is from RefSeq and is a predicted model, not a curated record. Gene Ontology annotation, molecular function: phosphatidylinositol-4,5-bisphosphate phospholipase C activity.
GGAUAUAUUUGUUUGUUCUUUCUUUUUUUGGUGCAGGAAAUGACGCAGCCUAGAAUGUACCAAGAAGCAGGGGAAGCAAGGCCCACUUUAUCAAGCAGCGAAUUCUUAGAAUUAUUCAAAGAAAUGUCAACAAGACCUGAAAUCUACUUCUUACUGGUUAGGUAUUCAAGUAGUGAGUUCAUGACCUUGGAUGACCUCAUGAUAUUCUUAGAAGCAGAACAAGGGAUGACUGGUGUUACUAAGGAGAAAUGUCUGUCUCUCAUCCAGCGGUAUGAGGUAUCUGAAGAGGGACGCCAGAGAGGAUACCUGGGUAUUGAUGGUUUCACAAGCUAUCUACUCUCAUCAGAAUGUGACAUCUUUGACCACCAGCAGCGGAGGGUCUGUCAGGACAUGACACAAUCACUAUCACAUUACUUCAUUGCAGCUUCUCAUAAUACGUAUCUAACUGAGGAUCAAUUGAAAGGACCAUCCAGUGUAGCAGCCUAUGUAUCAGCUUUACAGAAAGGCUGUAGAUGGGUGGAAUUGGAUGUAUGGGACGGUGCUAAUGAUGAACCAAUCAUCUACCACGGUCAUACACUCACAUCUAAGAUCCUCUUUAAAGCAGCCAUUGAAGCCAUCAACCAACAUGCAUUUGAAACAUCAGAGUAUCCGGUGAUCGUAUCAAUAGAAAACCACUGCAGCCCCGAGCAACAGAGAACCAUGGCGCACUACAUCACGUCUGUGUUUGGUGAUAAGCUUCAUACUGAACGGAUAGAUGAAGAUCUAUCCUACCUACCAUCACCUCAUGAUCUUCAAGGCAAGAUUCUGAUCAAGGGCAAGAGGUUACCUGAUGAUCAUGAAGGAGAUGAAGGUGAAGUGACAGAUGAAGAUGAGGGAUCAGACACAGACAGAGGAAAGAAGAUCAAGAAGUCUAGAUUUUUCUCGUUCAGGAGGCCAGAUGACCCAGACCUCAGGGUCAAAAGGUUACGAGAUAAAUUGACCCUGAAUCAGAUAAUGGCUUCUAUUGCUAAGGAUGGAGUUAAGAAGAGGGCAUUAAUACGAGAGUUAUCCGACCUAGUCACCCUAUGCAAAUCAGUUCGCUUUCUAGGAUUCAACGAAGCAAGACAAGAUCAGAGAUACUGGGAGAUCUGUUCUUUCGUUGAGAAUACAGCAGAGAAGUUUGCUAACAUGUGUCCCGAGGACUAUGUGAGCCAUAACAAGAGAUAUCUAUCCAGAGUCUACCCCAAUCCAAACCGAGUAGAUUCAACCAAUCUCAAUCCACAGGAUAUGUGGAAUGUGGGAUGCCAGAUAGUGGCUCUGAAUUACCAGACUCCGGGAUUAAUGAUUGAUCUCUAUGAUGGGAAGUUCCUGAUGAAUGGGAGCUGUGGAUACGUCUUGAAACCUGCCAUCAUGAGAGAAGAGAUCGCAUAUUUUAGACCCAACUCAUUUGAUGUGAUUCCUGGAGUAUCACCCCAGAUCCUACACAUUAAGAUCAUCAGCGGUCAACAGUUCCCUAAACCCAGAGGAUCAGGAUCAAAAGGAGAGGUGAUAGAUCCCUACAUCUCAGUGGAGAUCUUUGGUAUCCCAGCAGACUGCAAAGAAGAAAGGACGAAGACAGUACCUCAUAAUGGUUACAACCCAAUCUUUGAUGAGAGCUUUGAGUUCUCUGUCAAUCUUCCAGAGUUAGCCCUGGUCCGCUUUGUGGUCCUAGACGAUGACUUCAUUGGUGACGAGUUCAUUGGUCAAUACACCAUACCGUUUGAAUGCUUGCAACCAGGGUAUCGUCACAUCACAUUGCUGUCUAACACCGGGGAACCCCUGAAGCCAGCAUCUCUCUUUGUACACGUAGCAGUUACUAACAAGAGGGGAGGAGGGUGGCUUUGCCCUUGGGAAUGGAAGAAACCGACAAAGAGAGGAAUGUCUGUCAAGAAAUCCAAGAAAUCCCGAGAGUAUACCAGGAUGAAACCCAUUGGAGUCAAGGCUGUGGAUGAUGCAUUCAAGACUGCUUUCCAGCCGCUUCGUGAAGCGAUAGAUUUACGAGAGAACAUUCAGUGUGCUAUGAUAGGCUUCAAGGAGUCAUGUGGUCUGGCAUCGAUGGCUAACCUCAAGCAGUGUGUCAGAUCAUUGUUCAAUCGUUUAGCAAAGACGACUGAACCAGUCUCAUUGAUGGUUGAGAUGGAAGGAGAUUCAACGGUGCUCAGGCUAGAAGGAAAUACACCUAAUGUACUCAGGAAAGCAAUAACAGCAUACACUGCACUUGUAGAAGAAUGCAAGAAGCUGACGGAGCAAGCAGAAGGGAUCUCAGUCAGACUAGAUGAGGCACAUACAGCAGGCAUGCAAUAUCAUGACAAUUUGACUGAGCUCCUUAGUAAAGAAGGCAUCAAGGGACGUAAGCUAACAAGAUCAACAGAGAACUUUUCUUGGAACAUCCGGGUUUUGAAAGGUCAGAAAGAGAUCAUCAUGAGUGCUAAGGAUGAAUGCCAGGAGUGGAUGAAACAGGUGUAUGAGACAGCAACGUCACUAAAGCAGGCACAUGAGGGCGAUAUCCAAGAAGACGAAGAUGAAAGUAGAUGAUCCUUUAUUCCUGAUAGAGGGCAGUGUUUACAUCUGUUGUAAAGAAAACUAUACAAACUUUGACCCUCGAACUAAUCUGAAUCAAGAUGCUGGUGGUAGCCAUGGUUAUCCGCAGGCUGUCCUCUUGUCGUGACCUUUGACCUUGCAUCAGCUGUAAAGCUACUUGGAGCCAUGGUAGUCCACAGGAAGGGACCUCUACUCUCUAUGACCUUUGACCUCUGAACUGAUAUUG